Molecule: messenger RNA, 2586 nt
Organism: Balaenoptera acutorostrata (minke whale)
Lineage: Eukaryota; Metazoa; Chordata; Mammalia; Artiodactyla; Balaenopteridae
Gene: COL23A1
Product: collagen type XXIII alpha 1 chain
Exons: 26
Coding region: 194-1711 (505 amino acids)
Source: RefSeq, a predicted model, not a curated record
CCCAAAGUGGCCGCUGUGGAGGAGCUGGCGGCAGGGAAGGGGGCGUGCGCCGCGGUCCGCUGCUGCCCGGAGGCCAAGCCCCGCGCCGGGCCGACCUCGUGCCUCGGGCUCUCCAGCACGCUCCAGCACGCUCAGCCAGCGACCCGGCUCUGUGCACCGUCCCCUCUGAGAGUCCACCCGCGACGAGCACACCAUGAGUCCAGGCCAGGGCGCCGGCGGCGACGCGCGGAAGGGCUGCCGGGCGGGCGGCGGCGGCGGCGCGGGGCGCCCCGCGACGGCAGCUGGGGCCUGGGCGGUGAGCGCGCUGUGCCUGCUGCUCUCCGCCGGCUCGGCGGUCGCCUGCCUGCUGCUGGGCGUCCAGGCGGCCGCGCUGCAGGGCCGGGUGGCGGCGCUCGAGGAAGAGCGGGAGCUGCUGUGGCGCGCGGGGUCGCCGGACACCCUGGUCGCCUGGGCCGAGCCGCAACUGGAGCGCCUGCUGCGCGAGAAGAUGGAGGGACCAGUCAAGCUCCGGACAGUUCGAGAAGCACCGACGGACUGUGUCUGUCCCCCAGGCCCCCCUGGACGGCGUGGCAAGCCUGGAAGAAGAGGCGAUCCCGGUCCUCCCGGGCAAUCAGGACGAGAUGGCUACCCGGGGCCACUGGGUCUGGAUGGCAAGCCCGGACUUCCAGGCCCCAAAGGAGAAAAGGGUGCACCAGGAGACUUUGGCCCCCGGGGAGAUCAAGGGCAAGAUGGAGCUGCUGGGCCUCCAGGGCCCCCAGGACCCCCUGGGGCCCGGGGCCCUCCUGGCGACACUGGGAAAGAUGGCCCCAGGGGAGCACCAGGCCCAGUGGGUGCCAAAGGAGAAGCUGGACAAGAUGGCGAGACGGGCCCGAGUGGACCCCCAGGGCCCAAGGGGGAUGAUGGGACACCAGGCCAGCCAGGGCUCCCAGGACCCUCAGGGCCCAAGGGUCCCCCAGGCCUCAAGGGUGAGCAAGGAGACACGGUGGUAAUUGACUACGAUGGCAGGAUCUUGGAUGCCCUUAUGGGUCCUCCUGGGCCACAGGGGCCCCCCGGGCCAGCAGGGAUCCCCGGAGCCAAGGGCGAACUCGGAUUGCCUGGUGCUCCAGGAAUCGACGGAGAGAAGGGUCCCAAAGGACAGAAAGGAGACCCAGGAGAAGCCGGGCUGAUAGGACCCAAAGGGGAAGCAGGAGAGAUGGGCCUGUCGGGCCUCCCGGGUGCCGACGGCCCCAAGGGGGAGAAGGGAGAGCCGGCAUCUGACAACCUACAGGAGAGCCUGGCCCAGAUCAUAGUGGAACCAGGGCCCCCAGGGCCCCCUGGUCCCCCAGGCCCCAUGGGCCUUCAGGGAAUCCAGGGUCCCAAGGGCUUGGAUGGAGAAAAGGGAGAGAAGGGCAUGUCGGGUGAGAGAGGACCCAGUGGCCUGCCUGGGCCAGCUGGCCCGCCAGGCCUUAUUGGGCUGCCAGGAACCAAAGGAGAGAAGGGCAGACCCGGGGAGCCAGGACUAGAUGGUUUCCCUGGACCUCGAGGAGAGAAAGGCGACCGGAGCGAGCGUGGAGAGAAGGGGGAGCGCGGUGUCCCCGGUCGGAAAGGAAUGAAAGGCCAGAAGGGCGAGCCGGGACCCCCAGGCCUGGACCAGCCAUGUCCAGUGGGCCCUGAUGGGCUGCCCGUGCCUGGCUGCUGGCAUAAGAGUGUGCCCAGCCCAGCCCCAGAAUGAUCAGCAUGUGAAGCUGCCAGGAAAGUGGACAGGCCCACUGGGGGCAAUGUGUACUUGAGGGGCACCCUCAGGACUUGGCUUUCCCGGGAAGGAGAUGAAGGUGAAAGUGCCUGGCUCAGGAGAGGCUGCAAAGAUGCCAGCUUGGGCCUUCAGUCACCUGAUUAGCAGAGACUCUGGCUGUCCCACUGCCCUGCAAGAGCCUGCCCUCUGAAGCUCUGGAGCCCAGGGUCCAGGCCAUCCAAAAAGGCUCAGGGCAUGAAUGGCAAAUGCAGCUGCUCCUGGCCUCUCUGGCCUCUGCACUCAGCCACAGCCAGCUGACAGGACUCCCACCCACCACUUGUAGCUGGACACGGGGAGCUGUGGGAAGCACCCUAAGGGGUUGAGCUCCUGCCAAGUUCCGUAGGCCUCAGGAACCAGCCUGCCUUCCGUGAGAACAAGUGUCCUCUGGCCAGGAGUGGAAGCCAAGCGCUGUGAUAACUACCACAUGGACCCAGCAGCAGGGAGCCCUAUGAUCCCCAAAUGUGGAGGUCCCAGGCUAGAAUGUCUGUUGUUCCUGUCUCUCCACCACCCACAGCAGGGACCUGAUGGGACUUUGCCAGCCUGAGGAGAUGGACCUCAAGCUCAGAGUUUGGGUCUCACCGACCCCAAGGCUCCCACCCAGGGGAACUCUGGUCAGCCUGCCAAAAAUGAGUCCUCCGGGUGAGCUAUGCAAAUGAAGAGAGCCUCAGGGCUGCUUCCAGGGCUGCCUAAGUAGGGCACCUAUGCCCUGAGCCAAUGAUGCUCUGAGAAGUGGCUUCCCCACCUCUGACAAGGGUUCCCGGCCACCAGCUCCAAACCAACCACUUGCCUCCCCUCUCUGUGUAGAUGGAAAUUGU